AUGCGUGAUCAUUACGACAUGUCCAAUAUUGAAGAUCUUGAGGAUACUCAAGAACCCGAUGGUGCUGAUAUGGAUCUUAACGAUGAAUCAAUGGAGUUGACUCGUUUACGUGAAGGAGAAGAACUUUUAAAAGAUCCGGUAAACGAAGAAGCAAUGGAUAGCUGGUCCAAAGAUGUUAUCGAAUCCGAUGUUGGCCUGGUUCCCGGUCAAGAAACGGUAAUUUUUCUUAUCAAGAAAUGUUGUGGAUUGGUAUUUACAAUUAAGCUUUCGUCUAUUAUCCCAUUAUAUUUUGAUAAUGAGCUUCGCAAAUUGAAUAUUCGCAGAAACUCAUGCUAUGAUGUGAAGUCAAGAUGGAAUACAUUACAUCAAGUUCUCAAACCAUUUCAUAACGCCACAACGGUAAUGUGUGACCGUGAUUAUCCAUCGAUUGGACGUGGAUUAUAUUUUCUGGCUCACUUAAAAAUCUUUCUACAACAGCGCCGAAAGAAAGAGCCUUCAAUGAUGAAACGCUUCAAGCAGUUGCUACUCGCACAAUUCGUGGUCUAUUUUGAAAAUGAUACCGAACAAGUUCAAUUACUAAAAUUUCAUUCUUAUUUUGAUGCAGCGAGAUUCUCAGCAUUAACUGAUCCCGAAAAGCGCGGGAUUGAACAAACGAUUAAGAUGAUGGCAAUGAAUGAACCUUAUGUAGCACAACCAGUAGUUUCACAGUCGCCUGAUACAACAACUAUCAGCUUAUCACAAAAAAUCGGUACACCAAAGAAGGAAAAGAUGAGUACUUUAGAUGUAUUUAAUGAAUCAAUCGAUGAGUCGAUUUAUGACUCAAUUCCUGAACAUGAUCCACGUGAUUAUCAUAAAAAAAGCAAUAAUUAUCGAUGA
This is a messenger RNA of Adineta ricciae, 876 nucleotides long. NCBI's taxonomy places the organism in Eukaryota, Metazoa, Rotifera, Eurotatoria, Adinetida, Adinetidae. The record is from the annotation of a GenBank genome assembly.